CCACCCGAAACACGGAUCGGCGCCUGGCAACUAUAGUCGAGAGGUCGUAUACCGGUAGAGGAAGACGUAUUGCAGCAGGUCUGGUUGACCGGCUCAUCUACUCGCUCGGAGCCCUGUAACUGGAACCUCAUCUGCAUUCGCCUUGACACCUGCGCAUAUACUUCCACCAUGCCCCGAAUCCUGCGGCAUAAAGUCCUACACUUCCCUCUUCCUAACUUACUCCCGGUUCUACCCCCUAGCUUCAUCGAGAAUGCCAGGGUCAAGCACAAGGACACCCUCACAGCCAAUCCGAAUGCUAAGGGGAGCUCGAGGUCCAAGAAGAUCAAGGGCAACCGGCCGUCCGUCGUCCCCUCCAACAAUGGGGUAGACGACGAGGAUGUAAAGAAGGAGGAUGAAGGCGAGGACGAGCGGGCCAGGAGAGAUACGGGGUCGGGUAGUAUGGAGGUCGAUGAGAUCGAAGCGGGGAGCACGGUCGGGAGUACCGGUAUGAACAACGGGGCAGGCCACAACGGGGACUCGACCACCGAUGUGGAUCAGGAGCUCGAAGAGGCACUGAAGGAGAUCCCGAUCACGGACCUACCUGCGCCGAGUGAAAGAGAGUUGUUGGAAUACUUUCGUGGGCAAGAGCAAGGUCGGGCUGUAAACGGCAACGGCGGUUCGGGUCCGAGCUCGAGCAGAGCAGAGGAGGCUUCGACAGGCGUCACGAAAGAGAAGGAGAGGGAAAAGGACAAGGACAGGGAAUGGAAAGAGCCGGAAGUGUUUUAUAUCAAGGAGACUGGGGAGAUCUUUUUGGAGUACGAUAAAUACGUCGAUCGGAUGUUAUUCUACAAGCGAAAGAUUUUCAACUCGGAGAACAACGUGCACAGUAGCUCUGACACCGUCACAUCGUUCUUCGGAGCGCUCGAGGGUGAAAAGACCAACAGCGUGGCCGCUCAGGGAGGUCUCCCUCCGGUCUUGAAGAAGGCUUGUUUACAUUUCGCUCAGUUCUCGUUGGAUGGACGGCUGGAAGGGCUGAUGGAUAAGACGUUUGCGAGGUUGAACAACCGGUAUUUCCCGCAAGAGAAGGUGUUCGUUCAAUUAGGCAAAGAUCAGUAUAUCGCCAACAUCGCCGAAGUCAUCGGUCCUUCUUCCGCCCCGAGCUCGAGCAAGAACGGGAAAAAGGCCGCCAGACGAGAACCUCAUGCGCUCGCCCUCGACUCUCGGGUCUCCCAGGAAGAGGCGGACAAGGCGGACGACCCGAUGGCGUAUCACUACAAGGUGCAGCUGAUCUCCUCGAAGGAUUUCGAGCGGAAUAAGCAAAGGUCGAUCGGUGAGGACACAUCGGCUCUGUGGGGCGAUCGGGUCGUAGAGGUGGCAGCGGAUCUGAUAUCACGAGACAAGAACGAGUAUUCGAAGCUGGCCAUCAAACGAUUACUACGAGAUUCGCUCGGUCGGGACUCCAUGUUGUGCUCUCCUUGGCUUGUACAUGAGCCUCUCGCAAGAAGGUAUGGGAUCUCGACCGAGGUUCCGGAUGAUAUACAAAAGGUCUCGGAGGCGGAACGCAAGGUGCAGAUCGAGAAACGACGAAGAACGAGCGUGAAGGAGCCCCCGGUACCCGAUGUCGUGCCAGAAGGUCCGCCCUCAAAGAAGCAAAAAGUCGAGGGAGGUGCUACGACUGUUAAGAAACGAAAGACGGCUGCGCAAAAGGCAGAAGAGGCUGCACGAAAGGCUGAAGAGGAGCGGAUCAAGAAAGAGCAGGAAGAAGAGGCUGCACGGAUAGAAGCGGAAAAGAAAAAGAAGAAGCCGACAAAAUAUCCUGCAGAAGACUUUCUGAUUGAGUAUACGCCACGGGACAAGAGUUCGGGGAAGCCUCAAGUGCGGCCAAGCUUUAGCACCGAAAUACCUUUCCCCAUGCAUUUCGAGACCUUUAUUACGACUUGGAACUUCUUGAACGCCCUAUCGAAACCUCUGAAGUUGGCUCCAUUUACGAUCGACGAAUACGAAAACGCGCUUUAUCACUCAAACCCGGCUCAGCCAUGCGUCUUGCUACAAGAGAUCCACCAGACGCUGCUGAGUCUGAUCAGAGCGGAUGCUUCGACCAACCAGGACUUGGUCUUGCCGCUCAAAGCCGCCGUCCCACCUAGUCUCGCGAGUGACGGAGACUCGAGUAACGAAUCGAGUGACGAUGAUGAUGAUGAAGACGAGGACAAGCAGGAAAAGAUCAAGCUGGUGACCACUCAGGCUGGAGUGCUGGCAGCAGAGUUUGGUGCCCAGGAGACCAAUGGAAAGAUCGGCAGACGGGAUUCUUGGGAAGGGAUGUUGGCAGGCUGUCUGUGGCAGCGAGGCACUACUCACUCCGUUCCUAACCUGAUACACUACCUCUUGGGUCUCCUUCUGGAAGCGGAGAACGUGCCGACCGGUCGCCCUACAUGGUCGGCAGCUUCGACAAGACCAAAGCUUGCAAAAAACUUGUCUGCCCGAUAUGCCGCCUUGCAUUCGAUCUUCAAGCUCGAAAUCGUCGCUUUCCUAUGUGAGCUGGUCAUGCAAACUGGAACGAUCCGGGACUACUAUGAUCAAGCGGCGCUGGCGCUCUCAAAGUGCAGGAACGACCAGAAUGCGAACAAGCGAGAUUUGGCCAAGAUCCGGGGAGAAAAGCCUGAAGGCGAUCCUGAAGCGAACGGCGAGACGAAUGGGCAAGUAGAGGAUACACCGUCCGUAAUAGCCAAAGAAUCCGAGGAUAGCAGCCUUUCAGAAGCCGAGUCGAGCUCUGCCGGUAUCUCUCGUCAAGAGAAGGUCAAAGCCGCUCGUCAGCGAAAAGAGAUGGAAGCCAAGCAAGCCCAGAUGGAGUUGCAAGAAGCGACCAAAAAGAAAAAGGCCGACGACAAAGCUAGGCGACUCGAGAAGGAAGAGGAGGCACGGCUCGUCGCUAGAUCUGCCGAAUUGGCACGGGAGUUCCGAAGACAGUACAACAGUAUGCGAACGUAUCCUCUCGGACAGGAUCGAUUCUUGCAUACGGUCUGGUGGCUCGAUGGUUGUGGUACGGCAGACCUGGUCGGUCCGGAUGGCGGGGCAGUGUAUGGCACGGGCAGGCUCUAUAUCCAAGCUCCAAACGAGGCAGACAUCAAGCGAGUGACGGAAGAGGAGGAUCUGGACGAGGAAGAGAUGGCGGCCAAGCGGACAGCAGAGGAACCCGAAGGGGAGCGGCUCGAAUUGGGAGAAUGGGCAGCCAUUGACAAUCCUGAGCAGCUCGAAAAUUACAUGAACUGGUUGAGCGAAAAGGGCAAACGAGAGAUCAAGCUACUCAAGACACUCGGUCAGCUCAGGCCGCUCAUCGAAGCAGGAAUGCGCAAACGAGGAGAGCUCUUUGCACCCGAACCCGAGGUGGAGGAGCAAGGUCUGACCGCACGACGACAGAAACGAAACAGCAACAAGAAUCCUUAUCGAAGCGGAGAAUCUUACCUGGGUUACAAGGUGAGUGUUCCGACGCCUCAGUCAUGUUCCCACGUUCGCAACUGAUGGCGGCUUUUUUGUUCCGUAGAACACAUACCGAUAAGGACGAU
Messenger RNA from Filobasidium floriforme, 3539 nucleotides. RefSeq lists its product as uncharacterized. The transcript is spliced from 14 exons. Bases 169 to 3495 code for a protein of 1108 amino acids. NCBI's taxonomy places the organism in Eukaryota, Fungi, Basidiomycota, Tremellomycetes, Filobasidiales, Filobasidiaceae. The record is from RefSeq and is a predicted model, not a curated record.